AUGGCUUUUGUUCGUGCACCAUCACUACAACCUUAUCUACUUGGUCCAGUUAUAACUCACACGACAGUCUCGCCUGCUUGUACUGAUAAACAGAAUCAGAUAGACACUCAGACCAGACAGGAUUUCAACCAAACAUCAGAGCUCCAGAAUCCCAUGGUUUACCUCGGACUGGUGUAUGUUCCAAUUUCAGCUCAGGAAGCAGAGGGAGCCAUAAAUAUACGAAACUGUAUUACAACAGCGCAGGGAAGUUCCACUAGCAGAUCAUGCUCAGCAGGGAACUAUCUGGAUAUCACGUAUGGGUACUGGAAAAAAAUGGCUUUGCGGUGCAUAGUCGAAAUUCCAUUCACAAAAAUGGAUUCUAACUGUAAUUAUCCUAUUGGCAGUAGCUGUACUAUAUAUGCCACCAACUCCUGGCUGGGUGGAAAUCCAUGUUCAGGGUGUACUAAAUCAUUGGUGUGGUAUUACAGUUGCAAAACAAUAUGGGGAAAUUGGGGAUCAUGGUCGUCAUGUCCCGGUGACUGCUCGACUCAGUCAAUAGUUAGAUACAGAUCUUGUGUCAGGCCAGGAGGAGGAUGUGGAACAGCUCCUUCACAAUCCAUGGGCUGUCUAAGAUAUGGCUGUACUUCAUCUGCAGAAUUCAGCAGGUCUACACCAAAUGACCAAGUCUACAAAACGCUUUCACCAAAUUGUUUCCUUGCCUUGGGGAGAACUUCCUUUACUUUUAGAGCGAAGGCUAACAAUGACAUUCAUGUGUUGCUGAAUACUGUGGAUUCCAGCUCUGUUGCUGCCAGCUAUGAAGCUAUCAUUGCCGGAUGGGCCAAUACUAAGACUGAACUAAGGAUAGAUGGAGCUAUGUGUGCUGAACAUUAUCAAGCACUUUUGAGCCAAUCCUGGUACGACGAGUUCUGGAUCUCAUGGUCUUCGAACACAAUCAAAAUGGGCACUGGAAAGUCAGUCGGCAGUAACACGAAAUUGAGCUGUACACAUUCCCCGAUGUAUGACAUCAAGUACAUUUUGAUCAGAACAGGAUGGGGUUCAACAGGACAAUGGAGGUUCCCUAACGAUGUUUCCUGUACCCAUGAAUUAAACGGCAACGUGAACGUUCCCACAAGUUCUACAGGUUGUAAUGGAGUCAGCACUUACGCAUGUAACUCAGGGUACAAACAGGUUGCUGGGAACACACAGCGAACAUGUUACGGAAAGUUCUGGACGGGAUACCCGCUUGUCUGUUCCGUUUCAACCUGCAAGAUUGACAUCCUGUUUAUUAUAGAGGCUUCCUCAUACACCUCUUCUAUAUACUCAGAAUUAGUAUCGGUUAUUGGUGAUUUGGUGAGGACUAUGCAAAUUUCAACCAGUAAUAUACAAGUUGGGGUGAUAUCCUAUGACAAUGCUAUCGACCAGAAUUUCAAGUUUAACGUUUAUACUACAGCGGCAUCGUUGGACACCGCAAUUACGGCAUUAACAAUACCAAGCGCCUCUACAACGGUUAACCUGGCCGAGGCAUUGCGUGUUGCAUUUUACGAUUUUUUUAAACUGUCAAAUGGAAACAGAUUUCAAGCAUAUAAAUAUUUCGUUAUUGUUGGUAAAUCAAGCCCUACAAAUGCCGGUUCAGCUAUUGGACUCAAUAUACGACAGGUGGCAAAGAAUCGGGUGUUCGGAAUCG
This is a messenger RNA of Saccostrea cuccullata (small rock oyster), 1663 nucleotides long. RefSeq lists its product as uncharacterized. The transcript is spliced from 7 exons. The annotation marks the transcript as partial. NCBI's taxonomy places the organism in Eukaryota, Metazoa, Mollusca, Bivalvia, Ostreida, Ostreidae. The record is from RefSeq and is a predicted model, not a curated record.